AAAUGGGUAUUAUCUCAUGAGAACGUUCGUGUUUUAGGAAUUUAUUGCGCAUAUUACUAGAUAUCGGAUUCGAUUAGAAAAAUAAAAAUGGAACAAGGGAUAAUAUUAUAAUCUUCAAAAAUACAUAAUUUAAAAUAAAAUAACUGAUAUGCUCGAUUUAUAUUUGUUUUAUUCUUGUAUCAUCUAAUGAUUUCUUUUCCAAUCAAGUGAUAAUUCGUUCUCUCUUGACAAUAAAUAUUCCAUUAGUAAAGGGAAAAAAGGACAAUAUAGGGAGAUGGGCUUUACCUAGCUCUGGAAGACUACAAAGGAACAGACAAGACGCCGUACUUUAAAUAUGGAGAAACCGUUAGUACCAAACAAACGAGGUAAACAAGACGAAGUAGAUUCCGACGAAAUGAACUUCAAAGGCAAAAAGUACGACUUUAACAGCCCAAAUGUCGAAAGUGACACAACGCGUCUUUCCACCGUCUACAGUGGCAUGACGACUGAAUUAGGGAUGGCUGAUCGUGAAUCUAAAAAGAAGUUCUUUCCUAAAGGAGGACAACCUGCAAUGUUUCAAUCAUUGAAGAGAAAUUCUCUAGGUCACACAAAUCCGGCUUACGUGAAAGACGAUGACGACGAUGACGACAUCUCUCAAGAUCUCGCGUGCAACAGCGGAAGUGACAUGAGCUCUGGGGAGUCUGACGUGGAGACUGAUUUACAAACACCGGAGUCAAGAAGCAUCAAUGACAGCGAAUCAUUGCAGAAAACUAAACUGGGGAAUGGCGCCGUUGCAAAUGGCGGUAAAAAUUUUAACGUUGCCUUUGACGAUUUAAAGGAAAACGCAGCCCCCAUGCCACCAAUACAAAACAAGGGAAAGAAGGAACAAAAAUCAUGGGACAAGUUCACAUCGUCAACGAAAGAAAACAUUUCUAGUUCAGAUAUAAAAUUCUGGGAUAAAAUUUUUGUAAUAACAAAGCUAGUUGUUUGCUUUUUGUUAUUUUUCUUCACUCUUGGAACAGCGGUGAUCAGUAAAAUUUGCCUAGUUAUAGUAACCGCAAAUAUUUACCCGAGAAAGGAUUCUUCGCCGCCACUAAAUAAUUUGAAAACGCUUAAUGGAACGCUGAAAUAUACACACGAAGAGACGAAUGUACAAUGGAUAUGGGCUCUUAUUAUGAUGGCAGGAGCCCCUUAUUUAUUCUCCUGUUUUAAGUGUUUAUGGCGACUUCUCUUUCAGAUGUCAGGGAGAGGAUCACCAACUUACCAAGCUAUACUUGGGGUUUUAGGUGUUGAAACAAUACAUUCAAUAGGUCUCAAUUUGAUGAUAUUUGUUGUUGUACCAAAUUUGGAUCCUUUAUCCGGGCUUCUUUUUAUGCUGUGCGUUGGCGCGUUUCCCGGCUUGAUGAAGAUCAUUUACCCUACUGUUGGACCUUCCAAACUAAGAGAUACAAACGCACGGCCGUCUUGCACAACAUCCAUCUUCGUCACCGUCAUCAGCUUUAUCGGGGCGGCUGGCCAGUUAGUAGCAUUAGGUUUUUGGCUCUUCCACAUUUACUUAGAAUUUAACAAAGGGUUUCCGGGCACCACUUACACGGCAUGUAUGAUCGUUGCCCCCAUUUUCACAAGUGUGUACUGGUGGGAGAACUAUGUUUACGAAGGUAAAAAAGACUCAUAUGGCAUCCCACGACUAGCUCGAGAAAUGAGGAAAAGCCGCACAAAGUUGACUCUAUACGCAAACUUCUGGAAAAUGAUUUUAACCCUAGUUCUUCCAAUCGCUAUUUAUGGAGUAAAGUGUGGGACAGAUAGUGAGUGUACUAAUACCCUGUAUUUUAAGCACGAUGUUGCCAAAUUGAACUCUGGUAUUGGUCAUAUUGAUCUGACCUCGAAAAAAGAUUUCGGGAAAUGCAACAAUCAUUUACCCCUUGUCGUCGCCGCUAUUGGUAUACUCUGCAGCGGCAUCUGUUUCAAGGUCGGCAAAGUCGCGUGUAAGAUAAUGACACAGAUUGUUGACUAUUCAUUGCCUUUGGUUCUAACCACGCCCACAACUAUCGGAAUUAUUCUGUGGAUGUACGGUGGAUUUCUAACGACGGACGAUAUUGGUUGUGAAAUACCGUUUCCGAAAUGGGCCAAAAAUGAUGGCGCCAAAGUAUACUUCGGACAUUUCUUAGAUGAUCCUGAGAUUUGGAUUCCGAUUAUAGCAGGACUAAUUGGCUUUGUUUCUCUUCUGCUAAUAACUAAUCACGUUUGGACCCCUGGUAAAGAACGACUUCAAAGGACCGACAAGCUCUUUGUUCAACCUCUGUAUUGUGGAAUAUUUCUGGACCAGUCAAUGCUGCUUAACAGAAGACGAAUCGAAAAAGCGAAACAUUCGGAUGCAGUCAAAACCAAAGUGACAAAGAUACCACUACCUGAUGAAAUGAAAGACGACGGAGACGACAAUGAGAAAUCUAUUUUUAGAACAUCGGAGACGCCAAUGAUAUACAUGUGUGCAACCAUGUGGCACGAAUCAGAAAACGAAAUGACGCAACUGUUGAAAUCUAUUUAUAGAACGGAUGAGGACCAAUGUAUAAGAAAGUAUGCACAGUUUUUGGUUGGUAGGAGGGACCCGGAUUAUUACGAAUUCGAAGCUCAUAUAUUUUUUGAUGACGCUUUUGAAGGCCACAAAGAGGACGAGUAUGAAUUUAAAGUGAAUGAAUACGUUAGAUUGUUGAUGAAACAAAUUCCGGUGUCCGCAAGCUCAAUUCACGGACUAAGUUUCAAGCAGAAACCGCCUAUUUCAGUAGCCACGCCAUAUGGUGGUAGACUUGUAUGGACAUUGCCGGGUGGUAACAAACUUAUUGCACAUUUGAAAGACAAAACAUUUAUCCGGCACAGGAAGCGGUGGAGUCAGGUUAUGUACAUGUACUAUUUCUUGGGAUACGAGCUUUUCAACAAAGGACUAAAAAGGAAACAGCUUCAGAAGAGGGCAGAUAACACAUAUUUACUUGCGCUAGACGGAGAUGUAGACUUCCAUCCACAAGCUGUUUUACUAUUGGUCGAUCGUAUGCGAAAGAACCCGGAUGUGGGCGCGGCGUGCGGAAGAAUUCAUCCAAUCGGAAACGGUGCCAUGGUUUGGUACCAAAAGUUUGAGUACGCAGUCAGCCAUUGGCUUCAGAAAGCAGCCGAAGACAAAUUUGGAUGUGUGUUAUGUAGCCCCGGAUGUUUCAGUUUAUUCAGAGGCUCCUCCCUGAUGGAUGAUAAUGUCAUGAACAAAUAUACCACACCACCGUCUGAGCCCAGACAUUAUGUCCAGUACGAUCAAGGUGAAGACAGAUGGCUAUGCACACUUCUGCUACAACAAGGUCACAGGGUGGAAUAUUGCGCCGCAUCGGACGCUCUUACAUAUGCCCCAGAAGGAUUCUAUGAGUUCUUUAAUCAAAGACGUCGCUGGACGCCAUCUACCAUGGCCAACAUAAUGGACCUUCUCACAGACUGGAAAAAUGUUACAAAGAAGAACGCUGAAAUAACACUCGCUUACAUAUUCUACCAGGGCCUGUUGAUGGUCUCCUCUAUUCUUACGCCAGGGACUAUAUUUUUGAUGGUACUAGGUGCUAUCAACCUUGCGUAUCCGGAAAUAGAACUAUGGAUGGCCCUUCUUGUCAACGCAAUCCCGGUUGCAAUUAUGGUAUUACUCUGCUUCAAGGCGAAAGGUGAUACACAGUUGUUGUAUGCGGCAAUUCUGUCAACGGCGUACAGUUUAGUUAUGAUGAUAGUAAUUGUGGGGCUUCUAAAACAAGCGUCAGAGUUUGGAUUUGAGUCCAUAACAACGGUUUUUCUAAUGUUCGUGGCAGGCGUGUUUGUCAUAUCAGCCUUUAUACAUCCACAGGAGUUCUGGUGUAUUAUUCACGGAUUCCUGUAUUUCCUAGCCAUUCCGUCAAUGUCUAUGAUACUAAUGCUUUACGCUCUAGGAAAUCUGCACGUGGUCUCCUGGGGAACACGUGAGAACAAAACAGCAGCCGAACAAGUUGAACAGAAGAAAAAAGAAGAGGGGAGGCUAUCUGGAGUAUUUGCGGCGUUUGCUGGUUGCUGCCCCUGGGGAGAGAUAUUCAAGCAGAGAGAAGACGAUAAAUUACGUGUAAUUAUUGACAGGCUAGACGGUGUUGAAGCUGGUAUCCGAGAAUUGAGUACCAUCGGGAGCAAUAGAUCAAACAUGGGAUUUAAUGAUUCUAUAAGCGUGCGAGCUGGUUCCCCAUAUAUUGUUGGUGACAAUGAAACGAAAAUACCAUUUAGUGAACAGACAGAGUUGUUUUCUGGACAGGGUGACAGAGCAAAUCCAAUGUUCAUGGAGGAGAAGCAAGAGCCACGUGACCGAUUACAAGACCCUUAUUGGAUGAAGGAAGACGAAGAAAUUCGUUAUUUAAGAACCGACAGAAUAAGUGCAGACGAGACACAGUUCUGGGAGGAAUUAAUUGAUGAGUACCUUAGACCAAUUGAUGCAAACAAGACUAAAGAAAAAGAGAUUCAAGCUCAAUUGAUUGAAUUGAGGAACAAAGUGUGCUUGAUUUUUAUACUUAUCAACUCGUUAUUUAUCAUCGUGGUAUUCAGCCUUCAACAAGUCGUUGCAGAGAGUGACAGCUUGUCAUUUAGAUUACCUUGGGUUAAAGGUGAAACCGUAGAAAAAGGUCAAAAGAUUGAACCAAUCAGCGUAGCGUUUACAUUAGUGUUCGGGGUCCUGCUGUUCGUCCAAUUCAUUUGCAUGUUAAUGCAUAGACUUGCGACGCUUCUUCACAUCUGCGCCGCUACGGAAAUAUUCAAAAAGAAACGAUCAUUUAAAAUGCCAGGGCAAGAUGUAGAGCAAGCUGAAGAAGCGAAUGAAACUGCGCAAGCUAUGUCUUAUGACCAGGUGUACGAGUUUGUUCGAGAUCUACAGAAAGACCAAGAUGCUGAUACAGCCUCUUUGACCUCCGAGUCCAGUUUUGGAGGUCAAAGUGACAUCGAGGAGGAGGAUGAGGACACAAUUGUAAGGAAGCGGGAAGCACGAGACAGGUGGAAACGAAUGGCGAAGAAAAGGCGUACUGUUCAUGAAAACACACUUGGCGAAAAUUUCAAGACAAAUCUUGGAAGAAUUCAAUCUUACUUCAAGGAAGAAGAAACUUCUGAAUCAGCUCUAACUGAGGAGUCGGAGGAGCAAGAUCUUAAGAGUAUAAAAAAGAAAGCACACAUGAAAAGAAUGAGGAACAAAUCACUUCACGUAUUAGCUAUGAUGAAAAGGGAUAAGACCAUGAAAGAGAACAUAUCAAAAAAGCAAAUUAUUGCAGAAAAGGAGAAUGAGGUCAUUAGAGGACGAUGGGGAAGAGCAUUUAAAUUAACUCAACUAAACUUAGCAAAUGACACACCUGGUAAGUUUCAAGCAAUUGUAAGCAUCGAACGGAAUAAAGAAAAAGAAGCAAAUCUUCAUCGUGAGAUUACACAUCUCGGUGCGUCGUCAAGACAGGCUAGUAAGAAGAUCCACGCUCAUGAAAACGAAGCUGAUACCACAACUGUUCUAGAGUUACAUAAAGAAGGAUACGUUAAUGUGAGUUAUCCUUUAGCACAUCUUAAAAGAUUUCCCGACAAUGAACCGGAAGUAGAAGAAGAGCAGAUUCAUCUUACAGUGCCUAAGGUAGAGAAUGAUGAAUGGCCGGAAGAAGAUCAUUAUGCUAAUGUAAAAGAAGGCAUUGAUAAGUUGUUUCAACCGAUAGAGGAAAUGUAAUUCAAUAAAUUAGGAUUGAACAUUCUGAAGUUACUUUUAAAACUUUUAUUCUAUAUUAAAAAACAAAUUUAAGAAAGAACUUUGUGUGUAUAGUAUUUGAAUAUAAAUGAUUGUUAGUGUUUCUUUUAUUGUAUUAUAUUUAAGAUAACUUACAUUAUAUCUCAUUUGCUAUCAUUGUACAUGUCGAUUUAUUGAACUAAUUCACUCCCUGAAUAUGCUUUACAUCAUUUUCAUAUAUACUGUAUAUUUAACCAGAUCAUUUAAUUUUAUAGUUGCUAAACACAUUUUUAACAUCAAAUUCAGUUAAAGGCAAAUUAUGCCUCAGGAAAUCCGUAUUUAUAAGAUUCUUUAGAAAUGUCAAACAUGUGUUUAAUAAUGUUUGAACAAUGGAUUUAGAGCCUUUUAGAUGUUGGAAAGCUGAGGAAAGCUGCUGUGAAUGUGCAGUUAUGUGUCGUAAAGUGUAAACAAAAUAGUAUUUUGACUUCCAUAUAAAAUUAUAAUUCGCUAUAAGUUUACCAAUUGCCGACAAAGCAGAAGGAUCAAAGAUAGACUAAGUUCAAUGAAAUCGCAAACUAGUAAUUAGUAAUUUUUGGACAAAAGAUAUAAAAAAAAAGUUUUUGAGAAAUGAAAAUGAUAAAGGUGCUGUUGUGCUCUUGAUAAGUGUUCAAUAGUAGACCCGAUAUAGCAUAUCUAUAUAUGGCAGAAUAUAAUGAGUCCUAGAACAAAAUAUAAUUAUUUAUCAUGUAAAAGUUUAUACUAAAUCACUUUAGAAGUCUAAUGACACUUUGUUUUCAAAAAUAUUUCAUAAGAAUAUCGAAAUGAUACAUUUCGAUCGUGUUUUUUUACCAGUAUUUGGAAUACUUAUGGAAUAUGCGUUCAAUGCAGACCCACCCACUUUAAUGUAUGCAUGUGUUUGUAUGUCAUCAACAGCAGCAGCAGCAACAAAAACAACAACAACAACAACAACAACAAAGCCGAACAAUAUUUCUUAAAAAUGUAAAUUUGACAUUUUGAAAUAUACAAUUCCAAGAUUUUCCUUCUUAAUAGACUAACUGUAACAAUUACAAUGUAUUGUUUUUAAGUAUCGUAUGUAUAUAAAUCAUAGUAAAUUGAAAUGUGUUUUAAAUUUAAAGACCCAUUAUGCCCCAGAAAUGCUUCUUAUUAAUUAAUUUUUUUCCAUAUUUUUCGUAUGCUGUUUUAGUUUUAAAAAGUUACUCAUUGGCUAAAAACCUAAAUCCAUAUUUUGCUUUUUGACAAUUAGUUGAGUUAUAUUGACUGAGUAUUUUAUGUGGAAGUUUAAAUACUACUUUGUUAACAUUUUGCUACUUUUAGCGCUACUUUCUUCAGGUGCUACGAAUAUAGUAUUGUCUUACAGAAUUAUUUGAAAAUUAUAAAACUCAUGAUUGCCUUUUCUGAAGAAGGAAACGGAAUUCCUAUCUGAGGCAUAAUGUGCCUUUAAAAUUACCAUUAAAUUGAUGGAAUCCGAUAUGCCUUUGUCACCAGUUUAGAGCUAGGCCAGCAUAUUCGUCGUUGCAGACUUGCCAGGCUCCAUACAGUUGGAAGCUUACUUUUGUUUCUAUUUUGCUGCGAAAUCCCUGAAUUUCCAAAUGGGUUGUCCAUGGCAAAUUCAUUACUUUAGUUCAGUAGGUAACGGGUUAACGUGACAUUAUACUCAUCCAAGUGUAAAUGGUGAGUGCACAGGUAAAAGACUCGAAAUAAGUUUUCAUUUUUUUUUCAAUUAUUUUGUUCAAUCUUAUAUUUAAUUUACAAUGCAAAAUAAUUGACAAUCCACGUGACCAACAGACAGUUCUAUUAAUGUCGUUCAGAAAAUAUCGGCAGCGUUUAAUUUUUUUAAGAAGUAGGGGCAUUUUUGUUAUUAUCUAAAUAGUUUGUUAUGUUUCAAUGUAAAUUAUUGGUUAAUUACUUUUAAAACAGUCAAUCUCUUGGAAAAUAUAACUUUUAAAGCAAAAAGAUAAAAUAUAAUGUCACUUUAAACUACGGUUACCAUAUUGUAAAAAAUGUAUAUUGUUUCACCUGUAUAUAGUGUGUUUAAUUACAACAAUGUUUUAUCAAAUGUUUUUUUUAAUGAAAUAUUUUUUUUUAUUUGUUAAGUUUUUGGUCGUUUUCAUGCAUUUUAUUUUUUUUCUAUCACCGAAUUGUUUAAUUUUAUUGCUGCUUAAAAAUGCACAAAGAAAAAAAGUCUUUUGAUUUGAAAUCAUUAAUUAAUAAUGAUGAAUCAUAUCUUGCAUUUGAGUUUUUUUUUAAACAAAAUUGCUGUGUACCAUUGAAUAGUUGUUAUAUAUUCUACACUUAGAUGUGUUUGAUUGUUUUGAAAUACUUUAUAUUCAACAUCAAUUUAUACCUAAUACACCAUUUAUAACAGUGAA
This is a messenger RNA of Ruditapes philippinarum (Manila clam), 8097 nucleotides long. Its product is annotated as chitin synthase chs-1-like. Gene Ontology annotation, cellular component: cell periphery; cell septum. The record is from RefSeq and is a predicted model, not a curated record. The transcript is spliced from 27 exons. NCBI's taxonomy places the organism in Eukaryota, Metazoa, Mollusca, Bivalvia, Venerida, Veneridae. The coding region runs from base 335 to 5710 and encodes 1791 amino acids. Gene Ontology annotation, molecular function: chitin synthase activity.